AUGACUGGCGACCCGAGCUCGGUCGGCCCUGAGAAACGACGUCGACCAUUAGGUUUGCGCGCGGUCGUCUACACGCAGGGUCACACGAGCGCGGGGUGGGUGCGCUCGCGAGUAGAUUCCACCGACCGCGGCGCCGACGCGAUACGCGAGACGUCGAUCGCGAUGUCGAACAUCCAGCGGCAGAAGUACUCGAUCAGCGCGCAGCAGCAGGAUGACUGGUGCAUCUUUUGCAAAUGCUUCGUGCAGAAAAACGCGACCGCGAAGCGGAACCACGAGAACAGCGAGAAGCACAAGAAGAACGUGGAGAUCAAGAUGCGACAGAUCAAGAAAGACGCGCAGAGGCAGCAGCGAGACGAGGAGAACACGAAGAACGCGCUGUUGAGCAUCGAAGCGAAAGCGGCGGCUGCAUACCAAGCCGAUCUCGCAGCGGGCCCGCGCCCAGAGGACACGCACGGGCCCGCGCCGCUGAGCUCGGAAGCGCGAGCGCGAUUGCAAGAAGAGCACGCGAAGAAAGAGCUCGAGAGCGCGCUCGAGACGGAGCUGAAAGCGCGAGCGGAGGCGGAGUACCGGUCGCAACAAGAGCGCGGCGUCUGGAAGUUCGACGACCGGUCGUCGUAUUACUGGCACGCGAAGUCGUCGCACUACUUCGACCCGAAGAGCGGGAUGUACUUCAACACGAAGACGAACGCGUGGCUGAAGACCCCACCGCCGGAGGUUCCACCGCCUCCGAACCCGGCCGCGGCAGCGGUCCCGGAAGCUCCCGCGGUGGACCCGGACAAAGAGGAGUUCCCGCUCGGGCCGUUUUCGAGCUCGAACGCGAAGGCGACGGCGGCGUUGGUCGUGCCCGCGCCGAAGAGCGCGAAGACGGACAAAGAGAUCGCCGCCGCGGCCGCGGCCGCGAGCAAGAUCGCUGGGUGGUCGCACGCCCCCGCGGCGGCGGCGGCGACGCAGCCUUCCCUCUCCUCCGCGGCGGCGGCGGCGGCGAAGAACCCGCGGUUGAAGGGCACGACGUCGUUGUUCAACCUCGGAUACGGCACGAACCAUCCGAAGUUCGAGGCCGCGCGCGCGAAGACGCAGGGGGCGGCGCAGCGGGCGUUGGAGGGCGCGGGCGGGCGCCAAUUCGUCGCGCAGGACGCGAAGAAACUGGGGAUGGUGACGAAGGAAGAAAAGAAGAGGAAGAAGGGCGACGCCGACGCCGCCGGGGGUAAGAAACCGAAAGUGUCCAAGGAAGAGGCGGAGGCUCUGGCGAAGCGAGCCGCGGCGAGGGCUCGCGUCGAGGCGAGGACGAUGAGCGCCUUUGGGUUGCAGUGA
Molecule: messenger RNA, 1311 nt
Organism: Micromonas pusilla CCMP1545
Lineage: Eukaryota; Viridiplantae; Chlorophyta; Mamiellophyceae; Mamiellales; Mamiellaceae
Exons: 1
Coding region: 1-1311 (436 amino acids)
Biological process (GO): mRNA splicing, via spliceosome
Cellular component (GO): precatalytic spliceosome
Molecular function (GO): zinc ion binding; RNA binding
Source: RefSeq, a predicted model, not a curated record